Molecule: messenger RNA, 503 nt
Organism: Spathaspora passalidarum NRRL Y-27907
Lineage: Eukaryota; Fungi; Ascomycota; Pichiomycetes; Serinales; Debaryomycetaceae
Exons: 1
Coding region: 21-353 (110 amino acids)
Source: RefSeq, a predicted model, not a curated record
AUACCUACCAAUAUACAAAUAUGCCAGUUCCAUUUGAAGGUUUAAUGCCAUAUGCCAUUAUGGCUGCAUUCUUUGGUCUUGCAGGUCAUGGUGUCCAAUUCAUUAGAUAUUGGGACAACGGUUGGAAGAAUGACAGAUGGAAUUUAGAUGCAUGGGACAAAAGAAUGAUGAAGCGUGAUUUCUUAUUGACAGGAAUUAAACGUGGUCAAUCACAAGAGCCAGUCGCCCCUGAACAUUUCAAGACCGCCGACACUAUCGAACAACAAUACUACUCUGCCAACAGAGGACAAUCUUUCGUACUCAGAGACAGAUUAUGGAGAGGUUACGUUUUUGGUGAUUGGGAUUGGUCGUAAGCUUCUUAGCAUAGCAAUAGCAUUUGAUUGGUGGCACUUGUCAUCAUUCUGGGAGUUUGAAUUGGAGUGGUAUUCAUGUAAUAUUUAUUUCGUUUUAACCUUUUUUAUUAUAUAUCUAUAUUAUACGCAGAAAAAGAAUAGUAUCUAUUU